AUGGAAUCACUGGAGGAACUUAGUAGUAACCAGUCUUUCUGUCAUAUUUCUUCCGAUCAUGGUUGCAUAUCUGAAUCGCUUUUUAAUGGUUAUGAGGCGAAAUCAUUUGUCAAACCUAAAGCCAGUCCUGAAGUUCUACGAUUGGGUAGCGAGGUGAAGAGACUCAAAGGAGAACUGGCCCAUCUCUCCCCAACAUCCGAAUUUUCUGCAUAUUUCAAAACUGAGAGGGUUCUCAACAAGACUAUUGAGCAAUACGAUGCUGCAGGCAGGCGCUCUGCAUACCUAGUGCUGCACUGUGGCCAUUUAAUGUUAUUCUUCGUUUCCCAUCAGUUUGGAGUGCAGAGGUUUGCGAAGGUGCAGGCGUUAGUACGCUAUUCAGGUAUACCCUAUGCACCCAGAUCUCGAUUUACACCUGCUGAAGAUGAGCAAAUCAGGAAGAACUGGAAAAGGUUCGCUGCUAAGCAUAAUUUGGAAUACGGUCUGGCGGCGAAUUAUGCAGGUAUUCCGGGAUUCCAGGCAAUGUUCGGCUCCUUGGAAGAUCGUGUGAAUUUCAACAUAACAACUAAAUUUUGGCCAAAAAUGUGUCGUAAGCUGCCUCACCGCAGCGCGCAACAGGUUCGCACUCGAAUGAAGGUGUUGUUCGACCCCGCCAUUUUGAAUGGACAUGCAGAAGUGGCUUAUUUGAAAACGCACAAUUGGACAUUGCAAGAGACGAAUAAACUUCUACGAUACUACAGAAUUUAUGGGUUGUCAGCUUCGGCUAUUAAGCUGAUAGGAAGUCUCAUGAAACUACCAAUGCAUACCUGUCAAAAUCAUUUGAGAAGCAUUUUAGAGCGAAAGGGUCCUGUUCCCGAUCAUCUCCGUAAGAAACUCUGGGUUGUCGUAACAAAGAAGACUCCGCCGCAAAACGAUCGCGCGUUCGAAAAAGUUGUCUAUAAGGAUAUACGCAAACGUCGGCUGGAGGUGAGUAUUGUUUUGUAA
This is a messenger RNA of Cooperia oncophora, 981 nucleotides long. The record is from the annotation of a GenBank genome assembly. Lineage: Eukaryota; Metazoa; Nematoda; Chromadorea; Rhabditida; Trichostrongylidae.